Molecule: messenger RNA, 1365 nt
Organism: Serendipita indica DSM 11827
Lineage: Eukaryota; Fungi; Basidiomycota; Agaricomycetes; Sebacinales; Serendipitaceae
Source: the annotation of a GenBank genome assembly
AUGACCUCGAACGCUGAAUUGUGGAGCGUAGACAUGGCUGUAGAGUCUCGGGAGAAAACGCCAGACCCAACUGGAAAAGAAAUAGCAUACGAGAGGCAUCCCAUUCUAGACGUACCAGAGGACAUUCUCCGUCUCAUCUUCGAGCAUCUGUGCGCUGGGUCUGGGAACCACCGCAAUAAGCUCGCUUACGGAAUAGGACUCGUAAACAAGCAGUGGAGAGACGCCUCGAGACGUACACCUAAUAUAUGGCGCUGCCUGGAUAUCGAUAUAGCCUACAGCGUCUCGGCUCUUGCAGCUCAGUACAAAUAUAUUACCUCCAUUCGCCCAGAUCCUGAUGUAAUUCGCAUUUACCGGAGUAGAGGUGACGAUACCUCUUGGAAUCACCUUGGGGACAUUCUCCGCGAAUGUCGUAUCUCUGAACUCAAGUUCAUCGACCAUCUCAGCAUCUACAUAUACAAACCUUAUCUUGUCAGUACUAUCCUCGACAACCUUCCCCUCUUAAAGGAACCGCGGAUUCGCGAGCUCAGCCUGUCUGUACAAUCCAAGCGCAGGGGAUCGAGGGAACGCAUACCAUGGGAUGCGACGCGGCUCCCGCUUCUCAUUCCAGGUGCAAAAAAAUUAUAUAUGUCGCAUCACUACGGCGUACAAUUCUUUACCCAGAAUUUUCAACAAAUAUCAUCCAUCACUUUCCUCGACAUUUACCGCUGCAAAGCGGUCCACUUUCUCCCUCGAAUCGGAAUGUUCACAAAUCUCAAAAAGCUCUGGGUUCGCUCAGUCGAAUGCUCUCUUCCGCCACUGCCCUUCACGCCUCAAUUCGAAUACGCCGCGCCAUACCAAAUGGUCGACUUGCCAGCACUAGAGACACUAUGCAUCGCGCAAACACCGAAUUUUCCUUGGGACUAUCUCUCGUGCCCGUCCCUUUGGUCUGUAGUAGGCGACGAAGACGUUUCGCAGGCAAUGAUCCGCUUUCUUCAACGACAUCCCAGAAUUCUUGAGCUAGACGUUUGCGUCGAUUCCCAUUUAUUCGAGUUGUUUACUCUAUCUUGCCCACAACUCGAGACUCUGGAUAUACGUGGCCAUAUCGAGGGUCUCGUCGGCUGGCAGAAGAACAAACUAGGUGAAUGGGACAAGGACAGUCCCGGAAUAGGCGCAACGUCGUUGCCAAAUCUGAAGAAGCUCAUUCUUGACCGCGUGGAUAAAGAGCUGACGCUAGAGCUACUGGAGGCUAUCGUCGAAAAUUGGUGUCACCCACGAAGUCCCGCUUCGAGUACCGCAGAGGUCCAGCAUCGUUCUCGCAAUAGGGCACCGUUGGACGUGUGUCGAAUUUCGUUGGUCGACAGGAUAAUGGAACUACAGGGUGAGUGA